This is a messenger RNA of Chenopodium quinoa (quinoa), 2895 nucleotides long. Its product is annotated as cysteine-rich receptor-like protein kinase 26. Gene Ontology annotation, molecular function: protein kinase activity; ATP binding. The transcript is spliced from 7 exons. Gene Ontology annotation, biological process: protein phosphorylation. Lineage: Eukaryota; Viridiplantae; Streptophyta; Magnoliopsida; Caryophyllales; Amaranthaceae. Bases 312 to 2348 code for a protein of 678 amino acids. The record is from RefSeq and is a predicted model, not a curated record.
AUUAGUGGGUGUUUAUUAGGCUUUCUUAUACAUUAUAAAAUUUUAGCCAAGUUGAUGUUAACAUUUUGAAUACUCUAUUUUGUAAAUUAAUAGUAUUAUUACAAAUAUACUUAUAUCCAACUUGAAGCUAAUAUUGAACUGUUCUAAAUUAACCAUUGGGACUAUCUUGCAGGCCAGAUAUGUUAAAAUACGUAUAAUAUUAGUAAAAGGAAUAAAGUACUAAUUAUUUGGUCUUUGCAAGCUAGCCUGCAUGUUAUUGAUCUCUUUCCUACUGUAGAUUUUAGGCUGUCUAGCCCCUUUUCCUCGUCUUCAUGGGAAGGUUUAUGUUUACUUUCACCUUACUAAUAUUGAUUUGCUUUGGCCUACUCUAUGGAGGUGACGCGGAGGUAACCUACGUUAAUAUUACUGGCUGUUCACCUGCAAAAGGUAAUUAUACUGAUGGCAGCUUCUACCAACAGAAUCUCAAUCGUCUUUUCACCGAUCUCUCAUCUCAUACCUCCUCUCAGAAGUUCUAUAAUUCCACUGUUGGCAAUAUCCCCAACAAAGUUUACGGCUUGUAUCAAUGUCGAGAGGAUGUUAGCUUCAAUACAUGCAGUGAAUGCAUCCAAGCAGCAACCCAAAAGAUAGUGGAAGUUUGCCCUUUGAUGGGAGAGGCAACGGUUUGGUAUUAUGAAUGUACGUUACGGUAUGCAAACCGGUCUAUUUUUUCCUCAUAUGAAACAUAUCCUGCGGCUUUCCUGUGGAGCCUUAAAUUCAAUGUUUCAAACUAUGGUGCAUUUGCUCCAGUGCUUGCAAGAGAAUUUAACAGUUUAAUAAGACAAGCCGUUAUCGGUACAUCAUCUGGACAUUUUGCUACCGGAGAUGCCAAAUGGACAACUUUUGAACGAGUUUACUGCCUCGUUCAAUGCACCCCAGAUAUUGACGAGUUUGGGUGUAACAGCUGCUUGACAAAUGCUUUAAGCGACAUGUCAGGCUGCUGCAAUGCAAGUGCGAGGGUACUGAUCUUCAAGCCAAGCUGCCACUUGAGAUAUGAUACCUUGGAAAAAUUUUAUUUUGACAUAAACCAUGAAUUACCAGCUCCUCCGCCAUCAAACGUGACUGCAGGAGAAACCUCCAACAAACCUCCUGGAGCAACCACUGGAUUGAAGCGGCCAAUAAUUGUUGCAAUAGCUGUUGGGGCAUCCGUUGGAAUUUUGCUGCUGCUUGUUGGAGUAUGGUUGUGUGUGCAGCCAAGUAUGAGAAGCAAAGCAUCUAAGCCAACUCUUACACAAGCUUCACCACCUCAACAACCAGAUAAUGUUAGAGGCGAAGAGGGUAAUAGUCUGGGUGACACGGAAUUUGUACAAUAUGAUUUUGCUACUUUGAAGGAUGCAACAAGAAACUUCUCAAGUGAUAACAAGCUUGGAGAAGGCGGCUUUGGUGCUGUUUUCAUGGGAACCCUGAAUAAUAGACAAGUUAUAGCUAUAAAGAGGCUCUCUGGCAACUCGGGACAAGGUGCUAAGGAGUUCAUGACUGAGGCUCGUCUUGUGGCCAAGCUUCAGCACAGGAAUCUUGUCAAGCUGUUGGGCUUCUGCUCUCAAGGAGAUGAAAAACUACUUGUUUACGAGUUCUUGCCUAAUUCAAGUGUUGAUCGGUUCUUAUUUGAUCCAAGAAAGCGAGGAACACUAGAUUGGGAAACACGGUACAAAAUCAUAAUGGGGAUAGCAAGAGGACUUCAGUAUCUUCAUGAAGACUCCCGCCUUACAAUUAUACAUCGUGAUCUCAAACCCAGCAACAUUUUAUUAGAUAAGGACAUGAAUCCCAAAAUAGGUGAUUUUGGCAUGGCAAAGCUUUUUGGAAGGGAACAAAAGUUUGGAAAUACCAGCCAAAUUGUCGGAACACAUGGAUACAUGGCCCCAGAAUACAUGUUAACAGGGGAGUAUUCUGAUAAAUCUGAUGUCUAUAGUUUCGGCAUCAUAAUUCUAGAGCUCAUCAGCGGUCUGAAGAACAGAAUACAUUACCAGUCUUCACACAAGGAAGAUAUUUCAAUUCUUGCAUGGAUACUGUGGAAUGCAGGGCGAUCUUUGGAACUAUUAGAUUCAACAUUAUUGCAUGACAAUUAUACAAGUAAUCAAGUAUUGAAGUGCAUCCAAAUUGGAUUGCUAUGUGUUCAAGGAAGCGCAGUACAACGACCUACAAUGGCAGCAGUAGUUUUAAUGCUUAAUGGUUCAGUCAUCCUACCAUUACCCUCAACACCUCCCCAUCAGUUUAAUGAUAGACAGCAAACAGAUUCAACUGCGGCUGAUCAAUCCAUCUCCAAGUCUGUAACCUGGAAUACAGAAGUCGAGCGGGAUUUAUACCCGAGAUAGACACGAGGGUUGCACCAUUUGAAUACUUUAGUUUGAAGACACAAAAGGUAUCAUCACUUGAUGACUGCUGUAGUACAUGUGAUGCAAUUUGCAAAUUUCAUUUGGCUUUCUCACUAUCUGUUGUAUGAUAUCCUGAGUUGUGUUUAUGAUCAACAUUUCUUCUACUGAACAUUCCAUAAAUUCUAAUUCAACAAAAGUAUGGCAGUGUGAGUUAUUGGUAUUUGUGUUACUACUCAAUUUGUAUACACGUGUACGUAAGUUUAAACUUUCAUUGCCUUUAUACUGUGUUGUAUUAGGAACUAUGGAGUAUAUAAUUAAAGGUAUCUAUAUCUAUUUAUACUUAGUACAUAAUAACAUAAAUCAAAAGCACCACAUGUCACAUUUACUAUUUAACUUUUUUUUUCUUUCUAUUUUUUAUAAAACAUUUAUAUUAAAAUCAGUAUUUUUAAAAUUAAUUAUUACAUGUAAUUAAUCAACAUUAUUUCAUUCACAAACCUACUAAUUAAAUAUAGAUUAUAUAACGUUAAAGACUUUAAACGUUACACAA